AAUGGUGAUAACAAACAAAGGAGUGAAGAUGGAAUAUGCAAAGAUUUUAGAGGUUUUCUCUGCCAUUGAUUUUUCUUGCAACAAAUUUGAGGGAGAGAUUCCAGAAGUAGUUGGGAGCUUAAAGGGACUUCAACUGCUUAACCUUUCCAAUAACAUUCUUGUUGGUCCAAUCCCAUCAACCUUGGGAAAUCUCACAAAUCUUGAAGCUCUUGACCUUUCUCAAAACAAGCUCACAAGAAACAUUCCCACGCAGCUAACACAGCUCAAUUUUCUUGAAGUCUUCAAUGUGUCUCACAACCAUUUGACAGGAUCUAUCCCGAAGGGCCAGCAAUUUGAUACAUUUGAUAACAGUUCAUUUGAUGGGAAUUCAGGGCUGUGUGGAUUGCCAUUAUCAAGGAAAUGUGACAACUCGAAGGCCUCACCUCCACCAUCUUCAACCUCUAAAGGAAAUGAGGACUUUGGAUUGCUAACUGAAUUUGGUUGGAAAGUAGUGGCAUUGGGUUAUGGAUGUGGACUCCUUGUUGGUGUGGUGAUUGGAAACAUUGUCUUCGCAAGAAAACGUGAGUGGUUGAUGAGGACUUACCGAAUCAGGCUGUCAAGGAGGAGAAGGAUGGGGAGGAUCCAGUGAAGAUGAAUGUUUAUCUGUUGGUGGUAGCCUUUGGUUAUGUAUUUCUUUUGCCUACAUUUCUCUGUUUUUUCCUCUUUUUGUUUUGUGUGUGUGGAUUUUAAUUCAAGUAGAUGGAGUGCAAAACCAAUGUAUAGUGUGGAUUGUUGUACUUUAAAGCUGCAUCAAUAAAUUUCACUUCAACUU
This is a messenger RNA of Rubroshorea leprosula, 811 nucleotides long. The record is from the annotation of a GenBank genome assembly. Lineage: Eukaryota; Viridiplantae; Streptophyta; Magnoliopsida; Malvales; Dipterocarpaceae.